AUGAUACCUCGGCCCAAGGACGUUUUCUGCUACGAUGAUCCGGCCAGAGACACGGACCGCUUCCUCAAGCAUGCUAACGAGUACGCCGAACACGGCCUCUCGACGCCAGGCAAGGAGAUCUGGAAGCCUGGUUGCCUCAUCGGCCCAGAUGGGGCUGACGAAGAUGUCAAGAAUCUUUCGAAGAGUUAUGUCCCGUGGGAGAACCGCUCGGAGGUCACCGAAUCCCGCUCUGCAACCUCCAGCUCGCACGGUCUGAUACACCCAAGACCCCGCGGAGUGUGCGUCGGUUGGGGUGGAUACGAUGAAUUCAUCGACUGGCAGCUACAUGGUCGCGCCGUCCGGCGUGAGAUGGUGGAACACAGAGACUAUCAAAUCCCGCCCCCCGAGAACACGCCUAUGGACCUCCCUCCUCUCGAGCUUGUUGACGAGGACGGCAAUGUGGAAGUCGUUACCUCGACCUUGGGUCGAAAGGUCUUGGCAGGCAAACCUGUCCAGACCCUUUACGACAAGAUCCAUCGCUCCAAGGCGCAUUACAAGAAGGGUCCCAAGGCAAGUAGCAAUGCGCAGUCCUAAAUCGACUGGCGAUGGCAAAGUGACCGGGCCAACGCCCACCGACUGCGGCCGUUUCAACACCAUACCGGGCAUUAGCCCCAACCCAAGGUCGGGUUGGUACUUUCAAGCCUCAUUUGGAGUUUGAAAUAGUCGUUCGAUUCGACUACCGAUCAAAUUCUGCUUCGC
Molecule: messenger RNA, 738 nt
Organism: Emericellopsis atlantica
Lineage: Eukaryota; Fungi; Ascomycota; Sordariomycetes; Hypocreales; Bionectriaceae
Exons: 1
Coding region: 1-573 (190 amino acids)
Source: RefSeq, a predicted model, not a curated record